Messenger RNA from Brassica rapa (field mustard), 3420 nucleotides. RefSeq names its product aluminum-activated malate transporter 6. Lineage: Eukaryota; Viridiplantae; Streptophyta; Magnoliopsida; Brassicales; Brassicaceae. The record is from RefSeq and is a predicted model, not a curated record. Gene Ontology annotation, biological process: malate transport.
AAUCCCUCUUUGUAUUUAUAGGACAAUAAGGUUCUCUUUAAUAUGGAGAAAAUAGCAGGCAAUAUGGGGUCAGGUCCAGAGCAAAGCAGAGAGGGGCUUCUCUCUCGGAAAAGAUACUCAGGUUUCGGAUUUAAUGACUCAAGACGACGCUUCUGCGGGAUCUGUAACUUGUGGCAUUCUGAUCGUCGGAAGCUCUUCUUUGCCGUCAAGAUGGGAAUGGCUCUUGCCAUUUGCUCCUUCCUUAUUUUCCUUAAAGAGCCUCUGCACGCUGCCAGUAAAUUCUAUGUCUGGGCCAUCCUUACUGUUGUUGUGGUUUUCGAAUAUUCCGUAGGUGCAACGUUGGUCAAAGGGUUCAACAGAGCUUUAGGCACAUUCUCUGCUGGGGGACUUGCUCUUGGCAUCGCCAGGCUCUCUGUUCUAUCAGGAGAUUUCGAGCAAUUUAUAAUCAUCAUAUUCAUUUUACUUGCAGGUUUCAGUGCUAGUUAUUUGAAACUCCACCCAGCCAUGAAGGCAUAUGAGUAUGCGUUCAGGGUGUUCUUGUUAACAUACUGUAUCGUCCUUGUUUCUGGAAACAACACGGGAGAGUUCUUUAGUACCGCGUAUUACAGGUCUUUGUUUAUUGUGCUUGGUGCAACCAUCUGUUUGGUUGUGAAUAUAUUUAUAUCUCCAAUAUGGGCCGGGGAAGAUCUCCAUAAACUGGUGGCUACAAAUUUCAAAAGUGUAGCAAAUUCACUAGAAGGAUGUGUGAAUGGUUACUUGCAAUGUGUGGAAUACGAGAGAAUACCUUCGAAGAUUCUUAUAUACCAAGCUUCAGAUGAUCCAUUAUACAGCGGGUACAGAUCAGCUGUUCAGUCUACAAGUGAAGAAGAUUCUCUGCUUGAGUUUGCCAGGUGGGAGCCUCCACAUGGACCAUACAGAACGCUUAACCAUCCCUGGAUAAACUAUGUGAAACUUAGUGGUGCAGUAAGGCAUUGUGCUUUCACGGUCAUGGCAAUGCAUGGCUGCAUUCUUUCAGAGAUACAGGCAGCUCCAGAGAAACGACAGGCUUUCCGUCACGAGCUUCAAAGAGUUGGCAACGAAGGAGCAAAAGUUCUGCGUUUGAUUGGAAAAAAAGUGGAGAAAAUGGAAAAGUUAAGCCCCAGAGAGAUUCUUAAGGACGUUCAAGGUGCAGCAGAGGAACUACAGAUGAAAAUAGACAGUAAAUCUUACCUUCUUGUCAACUCAGAAAGCUGGGCGGCUACUAAAGAGCAAGCUGAAACAGAAGAGGCUCGAGGAAACAAUCACAACGAAACCAAGGUGAUCAAAUCACUCAGUCAGAUUUGGGAUACCAACAGUAGCAACAGUCAUAAUCCAGCCAGUGCUAGUGAAUCUCAAAUAUGGGUGUCAACAGAGAGUAUGAUGCUAAGGAAUCGCGAGAUGUGGCCAAGUGUGUCUUUCAUAGGCGGUUCUGUGGUAAAUGAGAUGGAAGGCAAAAUAUACGAAAGCGCGAGUUCUUUGUCUUUGGCUACGUUUGCUUCCCUUCUGAUCGAGUUUGUUGCAAGGCUGCAGAAUAUUGUCAAUGCCUUUGAGGAGCUUAGCACAAAAGCAGAUUUCAAAGAUCAGGUUAAACAGACUCCUGCUAACGUAGUAGAUCAAUUGUAAUUAAUUGUGGAAAAUAAUUAAGCCACUCAAACGGUUAUAUUUCACUUGUGGAAGCACAUGAAUAAUUUAAUUCACAACCAGAUUUCUAUUACUGCUUCAGCUGUGUUCCAGGUCAUUGAUCGAGACAUGAGGAAUAAUAGUCUAGUUUUUACCACCACCACCACAGCCUCUUCCGGAUCGGUUAGCGAAUAAAACUAACUAUUCAUUAAAAAAAACAAUUUUGUUGUGCUUUUAAUGAUAUAAGACAUGCAUUUGCGUAUUUAAAACUUUGUUUUAUAUUAUUUUGUAUAUUAUUUCUGUAAUCAAUAUUAAACUUUUGAUAUUAAUGGAAAUAUUUACCCAAAAAGAAUAUUUGUACAACAACAAAAUAAACUCGAUAUACAUGUUUAGGGUUUAAGAAAAAAAAGUCAAUCUCUCUAAUUACAAUUUACACAGCCACAUUGCCCUACUCAGCUAUCGAACUCAACUCCACCAUAAAUUUCCUCCUCCCUUUACCGCCACCACCAGAGCCUCUUCCACCGCAACCAUAUUAUUCCUUUGUGGUUAAGAUAAGCUUGUGCUUGUAGGCUAAUUUGGUGGUCCAUCUUGUUUUUAUUUCUUUUUACCAAGAUGGCUCAGUACUAAGAUCUUCUUGUAAAUCUUUUAUUCAUUUCUACGAUAUUUAAAAUUUAGCAAAAAAAAUUAAGAGAUAUUUUUUUGCAGAAGUUGAGACCAAGUUCUGAGAUAGGUGCAAUAUUGGGUUGUCUGAUUUUAGGUUUGAAGAAAAGGAAAUAUUUUUCUAAUGUUCAUUUUUGUUCAUCAAAUUUUCAGGUCUUUCUAAUAGAUAAGUAAUGCAUAUCAUUAUAGUAUGAUUUAGUUUUAUGUAUCUGACUUUUCUUCAUGUUGCUUUCCUAUUUUUCUGUUUUCCCAAGAUUAUAUAUACCACCAUAAACGAAAAGAAAUGAUUUUUAGCCGACACAUACACUGAUCUAAACAACUUUUUGGGUCACCAAAUUAUUGGGUCAACCACGGAAUAGUAAAUUAAUUACUUUUAAUAUGUAAUUAUAUAUUGUCUAUUAAAGAUAUAAGAGAAAUUUUGCAAUUUUUUUUUUUUAAAUAUUAAAAUAUGUAAACUUGGUGUCUUUAUAUUUUACUUUCGUUUCACACAUAAAAUAUUUUGCAGUUAAUAAUUUUUGUAAAAUGUUAGGAGAGGACAUAUAAUGAAACAUAGCAAGACAUAAAUCUCAUAAGUUUUAGAUAUCUAAUACCAACAAUACGAAUAAAUUUUAAAUUAAAAUAAACCAAACGUAAAUAUCAAGAUUACAAUAUAUUUUUUAUAACAAAAUUAAAUUAAUAUUAAAUCUCAUUAACUAAAUUUAGUUCUUUCUAUCAUCGUUCAUUAUAUCUUCUUCAGAUGGUAAAUUGAAUUGAGUUUGGAGGAGAAUAUGGCACCGUAGAGAACGACGAGGUGAUGUCACAAUUUCUUUUCUUUGAGUUUCUUUAAUGUUGUUGAUCUUGAUUUUUUUCGUUGUUAUUUAAAUUGUUAUAGUAUGCUGUAUUGAUAUGAUAUGGUGAAAAAUAAUUACUCUAGACCAGUGAAUGUGUGUAUCACCAUGUCUGCAAAAAGAAGAAGAUGUGAAGAAGAUGAACUCGCCGACUAUACUAUAUGUAGUGAAAGAAAAUUAUAGUCUAGUACGAUUCUUAUAUUUUUGUACCAUUCGAAAGUACCAAACUAAAUAGUAUGCUACGGUUCUUGUAUUAUUGUACCAUCGAUUGUUUGAUAAAUUCAUUAUUUAUCAA